AUGCUGGCGUUCGCCAACAACCAGGUGUCUCACACCGCAGCCGGCGGGGUCGAAGCGAAAAUGUCGCCGAUAAUUAUAUCCGUCAAACGGCCGACAGGUCCGAAUUGGGGCCAGAUAUCGAACCGGGUCAACGGAUCGUUUUCCGUCGCCCGCGCAGCCUUGACCCGGCCGCGGCGCGCUGAGUCAGCGGCGUCGCGUGCACCGCGCAUCGGCCGUGCACCCGUCGUCAUGCGUCACGCCCGCCUCUAUUUA
Messenger RNA from Iphiclides podalirius (scarce swallowtail), 252 nucleotides. The record is from the annotation of a GenBank genome assembly. Lineage: Eukaryota; Metazoa; Arthropoda; Insecta; Lepidoptera; Papilionidae.